Mycena citricolor is the source of this 518-nucleotide messenger RNA. The record is from the annotation of a GenBank genome assembly. Lineage: Eukaryota; Fungi; Basidiomycota; Agaricomycetes; Agaricales; Mycenaceae.
CUACCAUGUCCCUGCCACCACUGAAUCCCCAGAAAACAGCUGCAGGCAUCACAGUCGACCCGCAAACGCUUGACCGCGUCAUUCCUGAAUCGAGACGCGCCGAUGGAACUGUCCGGAAACAAAUCAAAAUCCGUCCUGGGUUUACUCCGCAGGAAGACGUACGCCGAUUUCGGGGCACGCGCCAGGCGCAAGCGGACGCCAAUGCACUGCCCAAGGGUCAUAUCAUCGGCUGGGUCCCGCCUACCGCUGCGCAGACGACGGCAACGGCGAAGCCGCUGAGCAAGAGCGCUAAGAAGAAUGCGAAGCGGAGGGACGCUAAACGAGACGAGAAGAAGGAAGUCGUAGCAGAGGAUUGGGAGGAUGAUGCUGAGGAGGAUCCCUCCCCUGUACCUGCACCAGCGAAAGCUGCACCACCCACCUCGACUUCGAAUUCUGCGCACAGUACCGACCGACCCAACUGGGCGGCUGCACCCGAGGAGGCGCUGACCGCGAAACUAGCACAGCUUGACGUCAAGUAG